UGGAAUUUUUUGGAAUUUUGAAAGCUCAAGUAUGGGCAGAUCUUUAACGAGGAUCCGUUAGUUUAACCUUUUUUCUUCAAGAGAACAAGUUGAGCGUGGCUUCGAACUACAAGUAUAAGAACCGAAAAUGUGCGACUACCAGAUGGAGUACUCCUUUAUUUUUGAAGACAGCUCCUGCGAGGGCGAUGCCUCGAUGGCAUCCUAUGACAGCGGAUUUGAGUCUAUGUGGCAUCAAGUGCGCGAGGAGUUGCAAAGGGAGCGGGAGAUGAAUGAGCUCUGCCAAGUUUUCCAGCAAAACCUGAGCCUGAGUCCGCCGGUCAUCGCAGAUAGAUGGAGAUUCUGACUGCACCUCCCCAGGAAAGCCAGCUCAUUGUGAUAUUUGUAAAUUAUAGUGUUAGCAGCUACUUCGCCAGAUUAGUGGCCUUUGUUAGGGCAUUUUUGAUAAGUGCUCGGCUUUUUUAUAUUCUAACUACCAACCUUAAGAGGUCGUCGUGCACAUAGUUUCUAGGAGUCAUUUUGUCCGUGUAUUCAACUGUUUGCUUUCGUUAAAGACUCGCUUUGUUUUGUUACUCUACCAAGUAAUCGAUUUGUACCAAUCACAUUCGAUAUGGUUGUCCUAGAUCUUAAAAUGGCAACAAUUUGCCCUCGGCAUUGCACCUAUGUUAAUGUAUACAACAACAAGGAGGGAA
Messenger RNA from Drosophila erecta, 689 nucleotides. RefSeq lists its product as uncharacterized. The transcript has 2 exons. Bases 128 to 343 code for a protein of 71 amino acids. The record is from RefSeq and is a predicted model, not a curated record. NCBI's taxonomy places the organism in Eukaryota, Metazoa, Arthropoda, Insecta, Diptera, Drosophilidae.